This is a messenger RNA of Eufriesea mexicana, 379 nucleotides long. It is a transcript of the gene Svip, whose product is annotated as small VCP interacting protein. The record is from RefSeq and is a predicted model, not a curated record. Gene Ontology annotation, cellular component: endoplasmic reticulum membrane. The transcript has 3 exons. Bases 92 to 340 code for a protein of 82 amino acids. Lineage: Eukaryota; Metazoa; Arthropoda; Insecta; Hymenoptera; Apidae. Gene Ontology annotation, biological process: positive regulation of autophagy; negative regulation of ERAD pathway; negative regulation of VCP-NPL4-UFD1 AAA ATPase complex assembly.
UGACAGAAAGUCGUAUGUUUUAUUGAAAAAAGUGUAAAAAUUAUUAUAUAAAUAAUUUAAUUUUUUAGUUGUAAUAAAAAUUGUAUUUACCAUGGGAAAUAUUUGUUCAUCUUGUUGUAAACAAUCAUCUUCAUAUGAAGAUUUAACACCAGAUUUGGAAACUAGGCGGAAGAAACAGAUGGAAGCUGCAGAAAGAAGAAUUGCUGAACAGCAAAGUCGAGGUAUUAAAAAUAUUGAUGCUGUUAAAAGACAAGAGAGGUUAGAUCAAUUACGUGAUCAGCGUCAAGAAGAAGUUGAUAAUAGAAAUGUACAAAGUAAUUUGAAGUGGCAAAUCAGUUAAUGGAUUGCUUGGAUGGAAAUUAAAUAUUUUCUGUACCUG